Molecule: messenger RNA, 585 nt
Organism: Quercus robur (English oak)
Lineage: Eukaryota; Viridiplantae; Streptophyta; Magnoliopsida; Fagales; Fagaceae
Exons: 1
Coding region: 1-585 (194 amino acids)
Source: RefSeq, a predicted model, not a curated record
AUGUCGAUGGCUCGGCUAUCAGCCAAAGAUAGUAAUUCAGAACCUAAAAGAGCCAGAAUAGAGGCCCCGUUAGUCUUGGGCUUCUCAGCCGAUGAUAAGAUUAGAACUAUCCAACCCCGUGACGAUGCUUUAGUGGUCACACUUAGGAUAGGGGGGUACGAUGUGAGAAAAGUGUUGGUAGAUCAGGGAAGUGCUGUCGAAAUAAUGUAUCCCGAUCUGUACAAGGGGCUAAAUUUGAAACCCGAAGACCUGACAGCGUAUGAUUCCCCACUAGUAAGUUUCAAGAGGAAGACAGUUACUCUAAGAGGUCAAAUUAGACUGCCAAUACAGACCGGUUUGGAUGUAGUGGAAGUGGACUUCAUUGUGGUGGAUGCUUAUUCACCUUAUAUGGCUAUUGUGGCCAGGCCUUGGCUCCAUGCUUUAGAAACCGUUUCUUCUACCCUCCACCAGAAGGUAAAAUAUCCGUCCAACAGCCAAGUUAAAGAGAUUGUAGGGAAUCAAUCCAUGGCUAGACAGUGCAUGGUGGCUACCAUCUUGCAUAGGCCCAAUACGGAGUCCUCAGCUUCUGUUGAAAGGAACUCAUAG